Messenger RNA from Paramecium sonneborni, 547 nucleotides. The record is from the annotation of a GenBank genome assembly. NCBI's taxonomy places the organism in Eukaryota, Ciliophora, Oligohymenophorea, Peniculida, Parameciidae.
AUGUUUGAUUCAUUCAAUAUUGGUUAGAGUAUAUAUUAAAUUUUUAAAUCAAGUAAAUCCUUCAUGGUUUAUUCUAUUCUAUAAAUCCUAAUGUCAACAUUCUUAAAAGUUUUUACCAAAAUGGGAAUAUCUAGGUUAUCAAAUUAAAAAAUUUAUCAGUGUUGGGGCUGUUGAUUGGUAAAAAUUAUUAAUUAUUGUAGUGAAAUUGAAAAAGAUUUGUGCAGCUUAUUUUAAAUCAAUGAAGUACCAACUAUGAUUUUGUUUAAAAAGGAUGCAAAUCUUUAUCAAUAUAGUGGAAAUAGAACUUAUGAAUCCUUCUAUUAAUUUCUUGAGAAAGAUUAUUAAGAUUAUAAAAUGGAAACAUAAUCCUACCAAGAAGCGCAUUUUAAUCUUACAAACAAUAUUAAUUUUAUUGUUGCUAAUAUUAAUAGGCUUUCUGAUUUGAGUUUAUUUCUAAAAAAAGUAUCAAAAUUCAUUAAUAUAGAGUUAAGCAAAUAAUAGCUCAAUUUAGGAAAUACCAGGAUUCUAUAAAUCAAUGGAGGUCUGA